Molecule: messenger RNA, 1812 nt
Organism: Raphanus sativus (radish)
Lineage: Eukaryota; Viridiplantae; Streptophyta; Magnoliopsida; Brassicales; Brassicaceae
Product: sucrose transport protein SUC2
Exons: 4
Coding region: 102-1628 (508 amino acids)
Biological process (GO): sucrose transport
Cellular component (GO): plasma membrane; vacuole
Molecular function (GO): sucrose:proton symporter activity
Source: RefSeq, a predicted model, not a curated record
CCCUAUUCCACCACCACCACAACCAUCGGAGACACCACCGAAAAAAAACAAAACACAAAACCCCUUAAAAACAAAGUUUUAGUUUCUUCUUUUUCUACUUAAUGGAGAAAGCUUCCAACGGUUCCUCCGCGUUGGAGAUGCAUACGUCUGAGCUUGAUCAGCCGGCGGCUCUCCGCAAGAUCAUAUCGGUUUCCUCCAUUGCCGCCGGUGUACAGUUCGGUUGGGCUUUACAGCUAUCUCUCCUGACUCCUUACGUGCAGCUACUCGGAAUCCCACAUAAAUGGGCCUCUCUCAUCUGGCUCUGCGGCCCAAUCUCCGGUAUGCUUGUUCAGCCCAUCGUCGGUUACCACAGUGACCGUUGCACCUCAAGAUUCGGCCGCCGUCGUCCUUUCAUCGUCGCCGGAGCCGGUCUAGUCACCGUCGCCGUGUUCCUUAUCGGUUACGCCGCCGAUAUAGGUCACAGCAUGGGUGAUCAGCUCGACAAACCGCCGAGAACGCGAGCUAUCGCGAUUUUCGCCCUCGGGUUCUGGAUUCUCGACGUGGCGAACAACACUCUCCAAGGACCAUGCCGUGCAUUCUUGGCUGACCUGUCCGCGGGAAACGCGAAGAAAACGCGGACCGCAAACGCGUUUUUCUCGUUCUUCAUGGCGGUGGGAAACGUUUUGGGUUACGCGGCGGGCUCUUACAAGAACCUCUACAAAGUUGUCCCAUUCACGAUGACCAAAUCUUGCGAUCUCUACUGCGCGAACCUCAAAACGUGUUUUUUCAUCUCCAUAACGCUUCUCCUCUUGGUCACGUUCAUGUCUCUAUGUUACGUGACCGAGAAGCCAUGGACCCCUGAGCCAACCGCAGACGGGAAAGGCUCGAGCGUUCCUUUCUUCGGAGAGAUCUUCGGAGCUUUCAAAGAGCUGAAAAGACCGAUGUGGAUGCUUCUUAUAGUCACUGCACUGAACUGGAUCGCUUGGUUCCCUUUCCUCCUCUUCGACACUGACUGGAUGGGCCGUGAGGUGUACGGAGGAAACUCAGACGCAAACGCAAGUACCGCCUCUAAAAAGCUUUACAACGACGGAGUUAGAGCUGGCGCGUUGGGGCUUAUGCUUAACGCGAUUGUUCUUGGGUUCAUGUCUCUUGGUGUUGAAUGGGUCGGUAGGAAAAUGGGUGGAGCUAAACGGCUUUGGGGAGCUGUUAACUUCAUCCUUGCUAUUUGCUUGGCCAUGACUGUUGUGGUGACUAAACAGGCGGAGGAUCACCGGCGAGAUCACGGCGGUGCUAAAACAGGACCGCCUGGAAGUGUCACCGCUGGUGCUUUAACUCUCUUUGCUGUUCUCGGUAUUCCCCAAGCGAUUACGUUCAGUAUUCCUUUUGCGCUAGCUUCCAUAUUUUCAACCAAUUCUGGUGCCGGCCAAGGGCUGUCCCUAGGUGUUCUGAAUCUGGCUAUUGUUGUCCCACAGAUGGUGGUAUCAGUGGGUGGUGGACCAUUCGAUGAACUAUUCCAUGGUGGAAACAUUCCGGCGUUUGUGCUAGGAGCAAUUGCGGCCGCAGUGAGUGGCAUAUUGGCUUUAACGGUGUUGCCUUCGCCGCCACCGGAUGCUCCAGCUUUCAAGACUGGGGCUAUGGGAUUUCAUUAAGUUUUAGCAGUGUUUGAGUGGCUAUGUAACUCUCAUAAAACAGUAGUGUUAUUGUGCAAAUCCUACAUAAAGAGAAAAAGGAAAUUAAUCUCCUUGGGUUGCUGGUUUGUAUUGUACCUAAACCCAUUAUGUUCCUUUUUUGUAACUGAAAUUUUCAAUUUGGAGUAUAAUUCACCGUUUGCCA